Rhinichthys klamathensis goyatoka is the source of this 3421-nucleotide messenger RNA. RefSeq names its product solute carrier family 12 member 5a (gene slc12a5a). Gene Ontology annotation, molecular function: potassium:chloride symporter activity. Gene Ontology annotation, cellular component: membrane. The transcript has 26 exons. NCBI's taxonomy places the organism in Eukaryota, Metazoa, Chordata, Actinopteri, Cypriniformes, Leuciscidae. Gene Ontology annotation, biological process: chloride transmembrane transport; chemical synaptic transmission; potassium ion import across plasma membrane. Bases 16 to 3408 code for a protein of 1130 amino acids. The record is from RefSeq and is a predicted model, not a curated record.
AUUUGGAGAGGCAGGAUGGUCAACAACCUGACCGAAUGCGAGGAGGCAGAGGGGGCCGCCAACAGCCAGGUGGUCAACACCACCUGUCCACCCAAGAAAGGAGAUGGGAACCCCAAGGAGAGCAGUCCAUUCAUCAACAGCACCGACCCAGAGAAGAACCAGCAAUAUGACGGCAAGAACAUGGCCCUGUUCGAGGAGGAGAUGGACACAAUUCCCAUGGUAUCGUCUCUUCUCAGCAGUCUCGCCAACUACUCAAACCUGCCGCAGGGCAGCAAAGAACAUGAGGAGGCGGAAAACAACGAGGGCUCGCGCAAGAAACCUGUCCAGGCUCCGCGGAUGGGCACACUCAUGGGCGUUUACCUGCCCUGCCUGCAGAACAUCCUGGGUGUGAUUCUGUUCCUCAGGAUGACCUGGAUGGUGGGCAUCGGCGGGGUCAUUGAGUCCUUCAUCAUCGUCCUCAUGUGCUGCUCCACGACGAUGCUCACUGCUAUCUCCAUGAGUGCCAUCGCCACAAACGGCGUAGUGCCAGCUGGCGGCUCCUACUACAUGAUCUCUCGUUCUCUGGGCCCUGAGUUUGGUGGAGCUGUAGGAAUCUGCUUCUACUUGGGCACCACCUACGCUGGAGCCAUGUACAUCCUGGGCUGCAUCGAGAUCCUGCUGGUGUACAUUGUUCCACAAGGGGCCAUUUUUAAGAUGGAGGGUCUGGAGGGAGCCGAGGCCGAGGCCGCCAUGCUGAACAACAUGCGUGUUUACGGCACACUCGUGCUGAGCUUCAUGGCCCUCGUGGUGUUUGUAGGAGUGAAGUACGUGAACAAGCUGGCGCUCGUCUUCCUCGCCUGUGUCAUCUGUUCCAUCCUCGCCGUCUACGCUGGAGUGAUCAAGACCGCCUUCGAGCCACCCAUCUUCCCAGUGUGUGUGCUGGGGAACCGGACUCUGGUUUGGAAAGGUUUCGAUGUGUGUGCGAAGGUCAUCGAGAGAGAAAACGUCACGGUCACCACCCAACUCUGGCGGCUCUUCUGCGACUCCGAGUUCUUGAACGCAACAUGCGACAGCUAUUUCAGCGGGAACAACAUCACGGAAAUACAGGGCAUCCCAGGAGUUAUGAGUGGCACCCUACGCGAUAACCUCUUUGGGAAUUAUAUGGAAAAGGCUCAGUUCAUUGAGAAGGUGGGAAUAACGGCUGCGGUGGAACCCGACUCCAUCCCGACCAACACUAACCGCUACGUGCUUGCCGACGUCACCUCCUUCUUCACCAUGCUGGUGGGCAUCUACUUCCCCUCCGUGACAGGUAUCAUGGCUGGAUCAAACCGAUCUGGUGAUUUGCAGGAUGCCCAGAAGUCCAUUCCCAUCGGCACCAUCCUGGCCAUCACCACCACCUCCAUCAUCUACAUGUCCAGCGUGGUGCUGUUCGGCGCCUGCAUCGAGGGAUCGGUGCUGAGGGAUAAGUUUGGUGAGGCCGUCAGGGGUAAUCUGGUGAUCGGGACACUGGCGUGGCCUUCGCCCUGGGUCAUCGUCAUCGGCUCCUUCUUCUCCACCUGUGGUGCGGGUCUCCAGAGCCUGACGGGCGCUCCUCGUCUCCUACAGGCCAUCGCACGGGACGGCAUCGUGCCGUUCCUCAGGGUGUUCGGCCACGGAAAAGCAAACGGGGAGCCCACCUGGGCACUGCUCCUGACCGCGUGUAUCUGUGAGAGUGGGAUUCUCAUCGCUUCCCUGGAUAACGUCGCUCCGAUCCUCUCCAUGUUCUUCCUCAUGUGCUACAUGUUUGUGAAUCUGGCCUGCGCUGUUCAAACUCUCCUCAGAACGCCCAACUGGAGACCACGAUUCAAGUUCUACCACUGGACUCUUUCCUUCCUCGGCAUGAGUCUUUGUCUCUCGCUCAUGUUCAUCUGUUCUUGGUACUACGCCAUCGUUGCCAUGGUGAUCGCCAGCUGUAUCUACAAGUAUAUCGAGUUCCGAGGGGCGGAAAAGGAAUGGGGUGAUGGAAUCAGAGGUCUGUCUCUCAGUGCGGCUCGCUUCGCCCUCAUGAGGUUGGAAGAGGGACCGCCACACACCAAGAACUGGAGACCUCAGAUAUUAGUCCUGGUCAGCAUGGACUCUGAGCUGCAUGUGGAUCAGCCUCGUCUGCUGUCUCUGACCAGUCAGCUGAAGGCUGGGAAGGGUCUGACCAUCGUGGGCGCAGCGCUGGAGGGAACAUACCUGGACAACCUUCCUCAGGGCCAGCAGGUCGAACAGUCUCUGAGGAAGCUGAUGGAGACGGAGAAGGUGAAGGGUUUCUGUCAGGUUGUUAUCUCCUCCAACAAGAGGGACGCCACAUCACACUUGGUCCAGGCCGGAGGGUUGGGUGGUCUUCAACACAACACUGUUCUGGCCAGCUGGCCACGCAACUGGAAACAGGCCGAGGAUCACCAGAGCUGGAGGAACUUCAUUGAGCUGGUAAGAGAAACCACCGCUGCCAGUAAAGCCCUGCUGGUGCCCAAGAACAUCUCGGCCUUCCCAUCGAACGGAGAGCGCUUCACUGAGGGUCACAUCGACGUGUGGUGGAUCGUUCAUGAUGGAGGCAUGCUAAUGCUGCUACCCUUCCUCCUCCGCCAGCACAAGGUUUGGAGGAAGUGCAAGAUGCGCAUCUUCACUGUAGCCCAGAUGGACGACAACAGCAUCCAGAUGAAGAAAGAUCUGACAACCUUCCUGUAUCACCUGCGCAUCGACGCCGCGGUGGAAGUGGUGGAGAUGCAUGACAGUGAUAUCUCAGCGUACACGUAUGAGAAAACCCUGGUGAUGGAGCAGCGAUCUCAGAUCCUGAAGCAGAUCAACCUCACCAAGACUGAGCGGGAGCGGGAGAUCCAGAGCAUCACUGACAGCUCUCGUGGGUCGAUCCGCCGUAAGAACCCGGCCGCGGUCACGACCCAGCUCAGUGUGACUGAGGAACCGGCGGCCAGCAGCAAAGAGGAGAAACCAGAGGAGGAGUCUGUCCCUGUGUCCCCGUCCCAACAGGAACAGCUCAUUCAUGACAAGAGCACCAACCCGCCCACCCCGGCCACUCCUCAGUCCCCCAGCGCAGACGCCGAGACCCCCGGCACGACCGUUCAGAUGACGUGGACUGAAGCCAAGUGUGAUGGAGAGAAGGCCAAACCUGUAGGAGCCACCACACCAGAGGCCAUCAAAGACCUCUUCAACAUGAAACCAAACCAGUCCAACGUGAGGCGCAUGCACACUGCUCUCAGACUCAAUGAAGUCAUCAUGAAGAAAUCCCAGGAGGCCAAGCUCGUCCUGCUCAACAUGCCCGGACCACCAAAAAACAGAAGCGGCGACGAGAACUACAUGGAAUUCAUGGAGGUUUUAACCGAAGGUCUCAACCGGGUCCUCCUUGUGCGCGGUGGAGGUCGCGAGGUCAUCACCAUCUACUCUUAAGAAACAUGUCGAC